GUUCUGACUCCGCCUCCAGAAGUGGCGGCUGAGGAGGGUUUGACGGUGGAGGAUGCCAGGAAGUUGUUGAAGGCGGCUCAGGUGGAGGGUGUGAAAUUGAGGCUGAGAGAGAUGGAGAAAACGUGGAUUAGUUAUUCGGAGUUUGUUCGGGUGUGCAGUGAGAGUUGUUCGGAUCUUGAGAAUGGUAUUCUGGUAGCAAGGAGUCUUGAUGAAUCUGGGACUGUUGUUGUCCUUGGAAAUCUUGUUUUGCUUAAACCAGAGCAGGUAUUGAAAGCAAUUGGAGGCCUAAUUCCAUUACCAGCAACCAACCCCAGUGAUCCAAGAAGAAGGGAGCUGCAAGAAAUGGAGAAACAGAAAGCUGCAAUUGAUCAGAAGGCCAGGGCUCUGGUUCGCCGGGAACUAUGGGGUGGCCUUGUUUUCUUAGUUCUUCAGACCGCUGGAUUCAUGAGGCUGACAUUCUGGGAACUUACAUGGGAUGUCAUGGAGCCCAUCUGCUUUUAUUUGACGUCAAUCUAUUUCAUGGCUAGCUAUGCCUUCUUCCUCAGGACGUCAAAGGAGCCUUCUUUCCAAGGGUUCUAUCAGAGCAGGCUUGUAGCCAAGCAGAAGCAGCUCGUGAAACUCUACAAUUUUGAUGUGAAGAGGUACGGUGAGCUCCAGAAAGUUUGUUGCCCGCAUUCAUCGUCUCUGGAGCAGAUCCAAGCGAUCACUUCAUUUGAUCAAGCUGGGAAAACAUGCUAAACCGUUGAUGGCAAUAGAGAAAUUGAAUUAUACAAUUUUGUUGAAGAACCUCUAGGCAGUAUUAGGCAGGGAGCUAGUCUCAUGGGUGCUUGGUUACCAUGGCAAAAGCUUUAUAAAUUGGCCCCCACCAUUACAAAGAAUUUAGUAGUUUCUAGUUCAAAAAUGACCUUUUUAAUCAAAAUUUCCCAUCUUAUCA
Populus euphratica (Euphrates poplar) is the source of this 934-nucleotide messenger RNA. Its product is annotated as calcium uniporter protein 2, mitochondrial-like. Gene Ontology annotation, molecular function: uniporter activity; calcium channel activity. The record is from RefSeq and is a predicted model, not a curated record. The transcript has 2 exons. The annotation marks the transcript as partial. Gene Ontology annotation, biological process: mitochondrial calcium ion homeostasis; calcium import into the mitochondrion. NCBI's taxonomy places the organism in Eukaryota, Viridiplantae, Streptophyta, Magnoliopsida, Malpighiales, Salicaceae. Gene Ontology annotation, cellular component: uniplex complex.